Molecule: messenger RNA, 2489 nt
Organism: Acanthaster planci (crown-of-thorns starfish)
Lineage: Eukaryota; Metazoa; Echinodermata; Asteroidea; Valvatida; Acanthasteridae
Molecular function (GO): protein binding
Source: RefSeq, a predicted model, not a curated record
UUACCAUGAAUCGGUAUAAAAAAAAUCGGUACAAUGAAGGUACAAGCCAGGGCUUACCCGUGUGGACUGAAUUCCAGCAAGAUAGACGGACACAUCUGAGUAUCCACAAUGAGGGGCAUUUUGCAAGCAUAAUAAUGCAACACCUUGUUGUUUUAUUGAAACUAAUGAAAUCGGGCAAGAAUUUCAAGAAACAUUCCGGUCCUAGCAGUAGUUCGCUCAAAAAUGUCAACUUGAUUAGUUAACUCAGUGCACCCCAUGACGUCUGAGUUUAUGUUAUCUAGGUCCCGAGUUGGCAAAUGCCAGACUGGAUUACAUUUGCCUUAUUUGAUCCGUAACCUUUUACAUUAUUGAAAAUAUGCGACCCACACAGGUAUAGUAACGGACGUUUAGCUUCGUUUGCCGGGGAAUAAAAGAACAAAGUCGAAACAGCGGGGUAUAGGCCUAUAAAGCUGUACACAACAUCGAUUGCCUUGGAAAAUUGAAAAUGUUGGACAGUUAGCUUUUUGAGUCCCUGCCCGUGUCACUUCAGAGCUCGAGCUUGGUUGUCAAAGAGAUUUUCGAGUGGCCUCUUAUUCUUUCAAUAACUUAUCGCAUAUUCAUUUAGAAUCAGAUAAUUAUGAUUGGUGAAAAUAUUGACUCUAUUGAUAACCGUUCACAUAUGUUGCCUUUCCCAAGUCUUGUCACGGAAGACUGCAUCAAAUACCGACAGUACACAGGUGACAUUAUUCAUUGGUCGAAGGGUUACAAUAGAAAAGCCUUCAUCAUGGCGGUGUUGACAUGCUCGUUUUUCUGGUGCUGGGUUUUAGUCGCGGUUUUACCGACAGUUCGGUUGACUGGGUGCGCCGAUGCAGCCACUGUCACGGAUCGGCGAGUUGACGUGAGGCACCGUGGGGGCCAGAGCGGCGAAUCUGUGGGGAGUAGUCCCGUAGCACGCCGCCUGAACGCGCUGGAGAACACGGUGUCAGGACUUGAGGGGCGAAUCCAGGAACUCGAUCAGCGAAACCGCGAGUUGGAGCUCGCUGUCCUAGUCGGGUCCCCCAAGCCGCCAAAAAACGGAGAAAAAGAGUUGCGACAACUUGUGGAACAGUUAGAGAGAGGUCUAACGUACCUAUUUCCGGAUUUCUCGAAGAGAGCAGCACCAGAAGAGACCGUGACUCCAGAAGAGCGAAAUACGAGGGAGCGAAUAGAAGUACUCCGGGAUUACUUGAGUAACAGGGCAGCAGAACUGGCUGCUCUACGACCCGACCGAGUAACAGAGUUCAGCCGGGCCGAUGAUGAUGGGGACUCGGUCCCAGAUUUGGGAAUGGUCGGUCUGGCUUUACAACAGCUGAGCAACGAGAACGCUGAGCUGAGGAAGAAGUUGGAGGAAUUAAGCAAGCGAAUUACCCUGUCCACUCAAGUGAGACAAAGAGAGAAUGCAGACGAUGAGACCGUGAAUGCUGUCAAGGGGAUGCUGGGUGUUGAUGAGGAGGAUCGGUUCCUUGAAGAGGCAGAACGGGCCAGAACAGCUGACACUCGGAAGUCAGCCUUCUCCGUCUCUUCUACCCAUUCACAGCACGGGUCAUCAAGUCAGAUGCAAUCCCUAAACUUUGAUGUCAACAUUUCCAACAAGGGAGGUGAUUUCAACUUCAACAACAACUCCUUCGUUUGCCGGAUCCCUGGAUUCUACUUUUUCUCAUAUACGCUACGCACUUACAGCAACCGUAUUUUAGGUAUAGCUCUGAUGAAAAAUAACGAGUUACAGGUGGCAACCAACACCGACGAAGCCAUGCGAAGUAUCAGCAGUACUCAGAGCACGAUUCUGAGGUUGUCUGCCGGCGACAGUGUGUGGCUCCGUAUGCCCGCCAGUGCAAACUAUGCUGUCUAUAGCGAUCAAUUCCACUACACCACCUUUAGCGGAUUUCUUGUGUUUAGUGCUGCCAAUUAAGUGUCGCAGAUCAUGCUACGCAGACGCAUAAUUUACAGAGGAAAUUCCAGAUGUACCCUGAGUUGAUCAUUGAGCAAUCUGUCUGACAGUACUGUUGUCUCCUGAAGCUUCUUCAGUGUACAUCAGAUGAACACAUGUUAAAUCUUGUCGAGUGGACAUAUCGCAGAUAUUUCACGAUUGAAUCAAACGACAUCUCGGAUAGUCUUGUUUGCUUAUCUGAGUGUUGUGUCUAUGCAUGGAUGCGUCCUGUCUUGCUUGUGAAUGGCGCGUCGCUGACGAUCAUUUCUGCUAUGAUUCUCAAAUGUUAGGGUCCGACCAAUAAAUAUUGCCGUUUCAACUGGUUCCUGCCGGAUCUGAUGUUACUGUAUAGGCUUUAUAAACUUUAUCUGAACAUAGUUCUAAUGAUGCAGCCGUAAUUGAGAAGCCCCAUGUAUCCAUAACACUAGCACAUUGUCCGAAAUACAUUGUAAUCCAAGUUGUUUGCCUUACAAUCAACUUAAAGUUUAAUAUUCACAUGAGAACCAAUUGAAGUUAUAUGGAGUAUUAAAUCGGGCGAAAAAUA